Messenger RNA from Pistacia vera, 704 nucleotides. RefSeq names its product chaperone protein DnaJ. Bases 145 to 618 code for a protein of 157 amino acids. NCBI's taxonomy places the organism in Eukaryota, Viridiplantae, Streptophyta, Magnoliopsida, Sapindales, Anacardiaceae. The record is from RefSeq and is a predicted model, not a curated record. The transcript is spliced from 5 exons.
ACCCACUUUCCCAUUCUCUCCCUUGUUUUCUCAGCCUUUCUUUCUCUCUAUAAAUUUCAUCUUUGUUUUCUCUCUUUCGUUUCGUUUCUUUAUGAUUUGAUCUUUCGUGGCAGGUCGUCACACACACAAAAAAAAGAAAAAACAAUGGAUGGAGAAGAAGGAGGAGGUUCCACCGCCGCAUCCUCUUGCUACUACUCUGUUCUUGGCCUCCGCAAGGACGCCUCCUUCUCUGAUAUUCGCUCCGCCUAUCGCAAACUCGCCAUGAAAUGGCAUCCGGACAGGUUUGCGAAGAAUCCAGGGGUGGCGGGGGAAGCGAAACGGCGGUUUCAGCGAAUCCAGGAGGCUUACUCUGUACUUUCCGAUGAGACUAAACGGUCAAUGUACGAUGCCGGGCUCUACGAAGAUGAUGACGAAGACUUCUAUGAUUUCAUGGAAGAGAUGAUCUCCAUGAUGAACAAUGUAAAAGGCGAGGGAGAUAGUUUUGAGGACCUUCAAAGGAUGUUCAUGGAGAUGGUGGAUGGAGACAGCAUGAGCUUUGAUUUCAAAGUCGAUCAAACGGCUAGCAAGAGACCACGUGUCAACACUUCGAAUGGUAAACGCAGCAGUUCUGUAUGUUGAUGCGAUGUGGUCGAUCACAUCAGAUUUUGUUUGUUCUAGUCUUGUAAUUCUCCCCAAAUUUAAGAAAUGUAAUUUGAUUCAAUUGA